Molecule: messenger RNA, 3589 nt
Organism: Macrosteles quadrilineatus (aster leafhopper)
Lineage: Eukaryota; Metazoa; Arthropoda; Insecta; Hemiptera; Cicadellidae
Product: ectonucleotide pyrophosphatase/phosphodiesterase family member 5-like
Exons: 8
Coding region: 185-1648 (487 amino acids)
Source: RefSeq, a predicted model, not a curated record
CAUUUGGAAGGUGUCCAAAGUCUAGUUUACAGUUUGGUUUGGUUUGGUGUAACAAAUAGGCUAAGUAGCAAUCGACCAUUACAUAACGUUUUUCAUAGCAUGUAGACUUUUCAAAUCAAAUUUGCUUAGUGUGUAGUUUGAAAAUUAGCCAAAUAAUAAGUGCCUUUCUAGUACCAAACGCCUCAUGGAUCUAUCAACAAUUUACUUGUUAUUGACUCUUUUAAUAUUUUCUCUUGGUUUGGCUUUGCCAUCAAACAACAACACCUUGCUAUUACUAGUUUCUUUUGAUGGGUUUAGGUACGAUUAUUUUAAUAGGAACCUUACAGAAAAUCUACUAAAUUUAAAAACGAAUAGCUCACACUCUCCUUACAUGCUAAGCGUUUUCCCCUCAAAGACAUUCCCAAAUCACUUUUCCAUUGCAACUGGACUCUAUACUGAAGUGCACGGGGUUCUGGAUAAUAAAAUUUAUGAUGUUUCAACCAACAAAUCCAUAGGUUAUGGACCUGAGUUAUUUCACUACAAUGAAGAUGUUGUUCCAAUUUGGAUUCUGAAUGAGCGUGGUGGUGGAGGUCGGCGUAGUGGUUGUGUUAUGUGGCCGGGCUGUGAUCUACCUUAUCAACAUACCUUGCCUUCCCACUAUUUCACAUACAAUGUGUCAACCAGCUGGGAGUCACGAGUAGACACUCUCAUCAGCUGGUUCACUCAUCCAGAGACACCCAUCAAUCUCGGUGUAAUGUACUUUGAGCAGCCAGAUCUCACUUGUCACAGCUACGGCCCCGAUUCACCCGAGGUUGAUCGUCAGAUUGCUCGGGUGGACAAAAUAGUGCAAUAUUUACUGGACAAAGCUGUAGAGGUGGAUUUAUUGCAUCGGUUAAACAUUGUGUUCGUGAGUGAUCAUGGCGGCCAGGCUGUCCCAGUACCAAGCCACAACAUUAACUUGGACACUUACAUCAAUAGGAACUUAUAUAUCCGUGGUGGCGUGGCCCCAAACCUACAGAUCUUUCCAGUGCCAGGAAAAGAAGAGGAAGUAUUGUCAACAUUGAAGGAUGACCAAAGCAGAGGGGCUAACUUCACUGCAUACACAAAAGCAGAGAUGUUGGAUAGAUGGAGAUACAAGCACUGCAAUCGCACACCCCCUAUCUUGCUGUGUGCUGAUUUAGGCUACCUGUUCCUGGAUCCAGACCACCAAUACCCCAUAAAAUCUCCUGAGAUUGGCAAUCAUGGUUAUGACCCGUUGGUUCCUUCAAUGAGAGCUUUCUUCAUGGCAGUUGGACCUGAAUUCAAGAAGAAUUUCUCUGUUCAACCAUUUGAGAACAUCAACAUAUACCCCCUUGCAGCUCACAUCCUGGGAAUUCCGUUACCAACACUUAAACCCAAUGGAAGCAUUUCUUUCUUGAAGGACGUAUUGGUAUCCAGUAAACCCGAACAAGACCAUAAUAUCUUCAUAUACUUAGUUGUUGGAGUUAUUGCUGGAGCUUUGGUUGUAAUCUUUGCUAUUGGAGUGAUUCUUUACUGGAGAAAAAUGCAUUGUAAAGAUCAGUCAAGGAGACCUUUAGACGUUGCUUACAGAGAGUUGAGUCAAACUGCUGAUGGUAAAGAAGAAGAAACACCUUUAUCAGACAAUCAAGAAGAUGACCCAAACUCGUAACAAUCUUAGACUAGAAUUUUAUAUUGUUUUCUAGUUAUCGGUAACUUGUUUUCAUUGAGAGUGUUAAAUUUACUGGCGGUUUGUCUCUAAAUUAAUCACAGUACCUGUAGAUGAUAUUGUUUGAAAAAGUGAUUUGAGAUUUCAAAAACAAUACUCGUAUAGCUUGUCAAAUAAAUUUAACCGCUUAGGUUAAAAAAAGAUUGGUUAUACAAGUCGAGCCUGAAUAGUAAUAGCCUAAACUUUAUCUAAUGGAAAGCUGUGUGUUUAUAGCGUGUGAUGUAGAAAUACUAUUUACUUUUUUUUAUCAAAAAUCAUUCUAGCUUUUAAUCUCUAGUAAUAGGUUUAUCAAUAAAAAUAAAACUAGAGUUUUGACUGUACAUUGAAUGGGUUUAUACAAUGUUUAGGGUUUACAUGUUUUACACAUUAGAGAAGGCAAAUGAGUCUUUGUAUAUUUUAAUCUUUUUAUUUGUUUGUGUGAUUGCACAUGUUCACUUAUUUAUUCAUACCAUACUCCAUGGCUAAAAAAAAACACCAUUGCUGAAGAAAAUUAUUGGUAUCUUGAUGUCACUAAAAUGAUUUUACCUAACCCGCCAUUACAGUAUAACUUCCCUAUCCCAAGCGUGAUGAAUACAACUUCUUUACUUCACGAGUGAAGUGUUUUAAAAACUCACUCGGUGAAGUAAUGAAAUCCAUUUAAAUAACAUUGAGUGCUCAACUUAAAAAAUUAUACCUCUUUGGAGUCAACAACGUAUAACGCUAGAAAUCAGCUGUGUGCUUGCAUUUUAUUGUUAUGCUUUAAAGAAUUUUCCUAACCUAGCUUUUGUUUGUAAAAGAACGUUACUGUUAGAAGAUGAGUGAAAUGGAUAGUGAAAAAUAUUGCACGUAACCCCCUGUAUAUUGUCGGGUCAGGUAAAAUCUUGUACGUUACACGUUUCGCAAAAGCGUGUUUACAUCACUUAGGCAAAUUAUGCAACUCCCUUCUGCUCGUUGCACAACAUUCACCUGCGUGAUGUAAAAACGUUCUUACUACACUUGUAAGGUAAAUAGCUAUUAGGCUACUGCCUUUUGUCCUCUAGGAAGACAAUUUUUUAUGUGAAGAAACCUCCCUGGGUGUAAUUGCUGGGUGAACGCAAUUGGUUAACAUUUCAUGGGAUGUCACAUGUAUAAAGCAAUGUUGUUUAUAAUAACCAAUCAUAUCAUAUCACUGUUGUCGCAUCGGGUACGCCCUAUUUGUAAGCACCGCUAAGUUCUUCAUUGUUUUAUACAAAUUCUAACUUCGUACACUACUAAAACAACAUGUUUCCAAGCAAAACCGUGUACUGCAAAAACAAUUAUUAUUUAUAUGGAACCCAAACAUUUGUUUAGUUUUUAUAUUUAUUGUAAUUUUUUAUUCAGGUAAAUAAUACCUCCCUUAGAGUAGGUACUCUACUCUUUGUUCUUGCUUACGUUACAAAGUGCUUUCCUUUCCAUUAUGAACCAAUUAUUAUGGGUGGGUCCCGCUUUGUUCAGCAGGAUUUUUACUAACUGUGCCUCGUUUGAAAUGGUAAGUAAAGUGUUUGAUGCGUGUAAAGAAAGAUGCCAGUUUGUCAUGUUUAUAUCACUGUUAUAUUUUACUGAGUUUGUUUGGUCUUUUUAGAAUAGAUAUGUCUUAGUUUAGUGUAAAUAAGCUAAAAUAAUUAGUUUUCAAUUACAGUAACUUUUAUUUGGUUUGUGAUAAAAUAUACGUUGUAUGCUGUUAAAAAUACUGAAAUAGUGCCAUAUCUUUAAAUAAUCUUGUGCAAAUAUUGGAAUGACCAUGGAGAAUAUUUAUUUUUAUUUGUAAAUGUUGUGCUCAUUGAUCCAUUUGGAUUUUAUUCUACUCUAUGUCUUUCAAACAAUCUGCUGUGAUAAAAUGCAACUAACUGCGAUCUAUGCCUUAACAAGUGUUGGGUUUUAAUUGAA